Hypomesus transpacificus is the source of this 1001-nucleotide messenger RNA. RefSeq names its product C1q-related factor (gene c1ql1l2). Gene Ontology annotation, molecular function: protein binding. The coding region runs from base 178 to 960 and encodes 260 amino acids. NCBI's taxonomy places the organism in Eukaryota, Metazoa, Chordata, Actinopteri, Osmeriformes, Osmeridae. The transcript is spliced from 2 exons. The record is from RefSeq and is a predicted model, not a curated record.
CCUCACACACUCGACACUCCUCCUUUUCUUGGGAUCCCCGCGGUCCUUUCCUCGGUGGCAGGCUCCACACACCCAGCAGUCACCAUUUCCGCCCCCGGGAGACCCACGCUGGCAGCUCAGCCCCUUCCCCGACUCAGCAUCGGGAGGAAGACCCUGGUGGCGGCUGCCGUCGGGGUCAUGCUCGUCCUGGUGCUGGUCGUCCUCAUCCCCGUGUUGGUCAGCUCCGUGGGCACCGACGCUAGCCACUACGAGAUGCUGGGCACCUGCCGCAUGGUGUGCGACCCCUACCUCAACAAGGGCACCACGGUGAGCAGCACCAGCUCCAGCGGCAUCCAGGCAGAGGCUGAGGCGCUGAGCGACAACAGCAACAUGCCCUCCACCCUGGUCCAGGGACCCCAGGGCAAGCCUGGCAGGCCAGGGAAGCCUGGACCUCCGGGGCCCCCUGGAGAGCCCGGGCCACCCGGGCCGGUGGGGCCCCCUGGUGACAGAGGGGGCCGGGGCAGGACUGGGAUCUUGGGUUUGGAGGGAAACGGAGCUAUCAGCACGGCCACCUACAGCACAGUGCCCCGGGUGGCCUUCUACGCAGGGCUAAAGAACCCCCACGAAGGCUACGAGAUUCUCAAGUUUGACGACGUAGUCACCAACUUGGGCAACAACUACGACGGCAUCUCUGGCAAGUUCAUCUGCAGCAUUCCCGGCACUUACUUCUUCAUAUACCACGUGCUGAUGAGGGGAGGGGAUGGGACCAGCAUGUGGGCAGACCUCUGCAAAAAUGGCCAGGUGCGGGCCAGCGCUAUAGCGCAAGACGCAGACCAGAACUACGACUACGCUUCCAACAGCGUCAUCCUCCACCUGGACGCAGGCGACGAGGUCUACAUCAAGCUGGACGGGGGCAAGGCCCACGGGGGCAAUAACAACAAGUACAGCACCUUCUCCGGGUUCAUCCUCUACGCCGACUGAAACCCCGGGCCCAGCACCCUGCACACAGAGACAGACUCAGG